Molecule: messenger RNA, 2281 nt
Organism: Rhagoletis zephyria (snowberry fruit fly)
Lineage: Eukaryota; Metazoa; Arthropoda; Insecta; Diptera; Tephritidae
Product: M protein, serotype 24
Source: RefSeq, a predicted model, not a curated record
CACCACGCGCGUUUGCUAACAGCUGUUAAAACAGCUGUUCAUUUGUUUAUAAAUUAGACAGAUAAGAAUUUUCAUAUCACUUUCGUUUGGAAAAUUUUCUUUUCCCCGUAUUAUAUUUGUACAUUUCCAUUGUAUAUUUAAAAUUUCAUAGUAUUAAAUUAUGCUUUAAGAUGGACUUCAGCUUAGACUCUAAAAGCGAUGAAGAUUUUUUUGGAUCAUUAACACGGCUAAACACCGAUUUGGAAAAUCUUUUUGCAUUCGAAAACCAACGUAGUGUAGGAGGUGAGCAACAGGAGUCUCUCAAGUACCAACCCACUAAACAAACAUCGAGUAAUGCCCCCACUACAAAUCGAACUAUCACGGCCAGCUCAGGCGCAACAGUGCAAGCCUGGCAAACGCUGCUGGCAAAGGUCGCUUAUGCUUAUAAAGAAGGAGUGCCUGUAGGCAAAGCGGGCGUAGCGCUGUUGCAAAGCGUGGAAAAUGAAUAUCGAAUAAUCAUCUACAAAGCCAAAUUAAAUGUGCUGACCACUUGUUCGUUGCGCGCUGACAUGGCGCAAGUUCAUCGCAGCCACAACUAUUUGCAAUUCUACGACGAUGACUUACUCUGUUGGAGUGUUUACUUCGAUGCAGAUGCCAACACUGAGGAGUUUGUAGCAAAAUUAAUUGAACUGAAUAUUGUAGUUAGCGAAGGUGAGCAAAAAGGGGGAAAAUAUGCUAUUUCAGAGUUAGAAAAAGCUCCAGAGAACAGUGUUUCGAUUGCGGCUACUAAUCCAAUGUGCUUUAAGGAUAUAGAAAAGCCUCCUAUAGUAACAUCUAAACCCACCAAAACGGCGUUAAUAUGCCGCAUGGCCAAAAUGGGUCAGCAGCUACCGAAAUUGUCACCAGCAGCAAAUUUGCAAAACAGUUUAGAUGCCACCGACUCUUCGGAUGCCGAGAUAAUAUCCACGCCAUUAGCAACGCCACAACUCAAACACCAACCAACGCCGCGUAACUGCAGUAGAGCGUUGGCAAAGACACAACCGCUGUCCUUGAGCCAAAUAAAUCCAUAUCCUAGUGGAGCGGUUAGUGGUGCUUUCGAGACACAAUUCGUGCAAAUGAUGCUCUCCGAAAAUCGUACCCAUAGCUCCGAACUGCGAAUGAACGUCAACAGAUUGGAGAGCAAAGUAGAGAAAAUAAUUGAUAAAAUCGACUUGCUACAUUCCAGUUCUGGCGAUAAAAUGGAUAAAGAAGAUGAAAUGUUAGCACUUGAAGAAAAAGUUUUGGAACUGAAGAAAGAAAAUCGGAAGCUACGGCAGACAAUCGAGGGGAAGUAUGAAAGUAAACCAAAUUGUGAACAAAUAUUGCAGACCUUUAGCGCUGAGCUGGCGGAUGUAAACCUAGCCAAUGUCGAUAGCCUGGAGAGGCUAGUAGGCGAUUUGUUGAAGCAACGCGCAGCCAUGUAUAACAAAUUAGAAGAAUGGGAAAGGGAUCUGGCAGAAAAAAAUGUGCAAUUAAAGACGAAUCAGUCCCGUAUGGACGAUGAAGAAGAUAUGUUGGCAAAAACGAUAGCGAAGAAGUCACAGCUGGAAGAAGACGUAAAAUCGCUGGAAAAUCGCUUGAUAGAUAAGGAAAAAAUAGAAAGUGAUUUACGCCAUCAACUCGCUGAAUCGAAUAAAGAAUGUUUAGAGCAGAAGCAACAGUACGAGGAAAACAAGCAUAAAGGAACCCAACAGGAAGAGGAUUUAGACUCACUUCAAAAACGCUUGGCAGACAAAGAGAAAAUAGAAAAGGAUUUGCGGCACCAACUGGCUGAAGCAAACCAAGAGUGCCUUGCACAAAGACAACAGUAUGAGGAGAGUAAGCUAAAGGAAGCGCAAGUCAACGCAAAAGUACGCGAUUUGGAAGAACAAAAUACUAAAUUGCAACAAACACUGGAAGAAAAUAGUAAGAAGGCGGGGAGCCUCAAUGAGGAGGCAGAUGAGUCACAUGAAGAUAGACUAUCCGUUCAACAACAAAUUGAAACAGUAUUGAAGAAGACAAUGAACAAUUUGUAUGCUAGCUUAGCAACUAAAUUGGAUAAUAUUGUGCCAGUUCAGAAGAAUGCCGUUAUAGCAAUAGUGGGCAAAACCAUACGCGAGGAAACGCUCAAGGCAAUGGACGAGUUGAAGCAAAAGUGAUUGUUACCCAAUGUGUACGCGUUGAAUGCUUGUGGUUAUUAUUGUAUGAGUAAAGCGGUUAAUAUAACAAUAUUCCAAUAGCUUUAUAUGCCCUACAAAUUAUCCAAAUUAUGUUAUAAUAAAAU